AUGUCUUUGAGAAAGCAGGAAGCGCCACUAUCGCCCAUGGUAUACCAUCCACGGUCUGGCAACUUCCAGUUGGGGUCGGCUAGUCAUAGGGUGCCACUCACCGCGAUGUGCUUGACCAAGUUUGACGUGAAGAAGGGCAAUACAGUGCUGUGGACGACGUCGCUGGCGCCCGAACACAAGCUUCACAAUAUAGAGUUUAAGACUUUGCCUGCUGGGAUACAUGAAAGCGAGCAAGACUGGGUGAAUUUUGUGCUGCCCAAGGAGGACGGGGAAUUCUACUAUGGCGUGGCGCUGUUUAGCCAGAACGGCCUGCGGCUGGUGGAGGAGGAGCAGUCCCAUGGCGUGGACCGGUCGAGGGUGGAGAUGUACUCGCUGGCGGUGAUCACGGACCCGCAGUUCCGACUGGAUGCGAUGGCCGAGAGCAAGUACUACCGGUGGAAGCCCAACAUGUUUAUCUGCGCGAACGAGUACAAGGAGGACCUGGCGCAGCUGAUGGAGCAGUGGCUUAAGAGCAAGUCGCUCGAGGUGCUGGAACACUACUUCAGCUACAACAAGUACCAGCCGGACCUCGGGUCGCCCCUGCUAAUGCGGAAGUGGCCCGGUAGCUCGACGCUGACGGGCGGAAGUUACGAGGACUACGCACAGGGCAGCAAGGACGACGCUGAGACCUUCAAGCCGUCCAAGUCGUGGCUCUACCUGUUACCGGAGAUCAUAGAGCAGCUGGGGCCGUCGAUUUUCACACUGUGGAAGGCCUGCCUGCUCCGCCAGCGAAUAUUGGUGGUGAACGAGCACGGGCAGUCGUUCGAGCGGACGAACGCGCUGACAUACUGCCUCUCUGUGCUGUCGCUAAUUCCCCUGCAGCUGGAACGGAAGCUUGCGCACGCGAAUAUGCCGCUGCAGACAUUAUACACCAUUGGAAUUGCCGACUUGGACCACCUGACGGAUAUGGUCUCAGACGCGCUGCAUAAAUCCGAUCCCGACGGGCCGCACCUGCCCAGCUUUAUAGCUUGCACGAGCGAUGAAAUCCUUGCCGAGCGCGGCGAACUGUUUGAUAUGGUUGUCAAGCUUUCCAACUAUCACGGCGUGAAAGUGUACGCCCAUGGCACCGAAGUCCGUGCAACUCCCCACGAAUGGGAGUCGUUCCAAUAUCUUUCUGCCAACUUUCUCUAUCGGGAAUAUAGUGAGGUUGAGAUGAACGGCUAUAUGAAAAAUGUUGAGUCGUUGUCCUGGUCACAGUACAUUAUUGACGCACUCUAUUGGUGGUCCACCGCGGGCUACUUGCAGCCACCCUACCACAACACCUCCAACCUGCUUGCGAAUUGCGAUAGAGUUGACGAGAAGAAUGAGGUGGAGAUUGUCCUCGGUAUAGUAGAGUACUUCCACAGCAAAAUCACGCUGUUAUAUGAGAAGCUACAUGAGAUAAUCACAGACCCGGAUGCGGAUGCUAGCGAUCGCAUCGCGGUUCCUUCGCUAUUCCUGGCUGAGUGUGGUCUCGACUGCUUCAGCUUCCAAGAUCAUGAGUUCCUCAAAACUCUCUGUGCACAGUGGUUUAACGUGCAUAUCGAAAUAAGAGUCGCUGAUUUCAACGUUUUCUGUUGA
Molecule: messenger RNA, 1599 nt
Organism: Eremothecium gossypii ATCC 10895
Lineage: Eukaryota; Fungi; Ascomycota; Saccharomycetes; Saccharomycetales; Saccharomycetaceae
Gene: ANR2
Product: Anr2p
Exons: 1
Coding region: 1-1599 (532 amino acids)
Cellular component (GO): lipid droplet
Source: RefSeq, marked provisional